AUGGAGAAGUCAAGUUUUCUUCUUGUGGUGAUUUCGUGUGGUCUCCUCUUCGCUUGUGUAAUUGAAGCUACUGAGAAGAACUUUCAGGAUGAGACCAGCCAUGUACUUGGGCCUAGAAAACUGCUUAGAGGACCGGCUGAUUCACCACCACGAGGUCCACAUAAGCCAACCAUGGUCGGUGUAAAGCCAUGGUCACCAUCACAACGCCUUGUGUUUAGAAUGUUACCAAAAUAUGUUCCUAUUCCGCCAUCGGGACCUAGCAGAGGAGAGACUCCUCCAUUGCCCUUUAGAACCGUGUAA
Messenger RNA from Eruca vesicaria subsp. sativa (arugula), 300 nucleotides. The record is from the annotation of a GenBank genome assembly. NCBI's taxonomy places the organism in Eukaryota, Viridiplantae, Streptophyta, Magnoliopsida, Brassicales, Brassicaceae.